Molecule: messenger RNA, 2423 nt
Organism: Leucoraja erinaceus (little skate)
Lineage: Eukaryota; Metazoa; Chordata; Chondrichthyes; Rajiformes; Rajidae
Gene: fan1
Product: FANCD2 and FANCI associated nuclease 1
Biological process (GO): interstrand cross-link repair
Cellular component (GO): nucleus
Molecular function (GO): 5'-flap endonuclease activity; flap-structured DNA binding; 5'-3' exonuclease activity
Source: RefSeq, a predicted model, not a curated record
AUGCCGCCGAAGCUGAAGCGGCCGCGGGUCGCGGUGACGUCACCCACCCGGGCCCGGCCCUGUCACCCCGUGACGCGGCGCCGGGUCCCGGCCCCCCCCAACAAGUUGUCGCGGCCCCACCGCGGGAAGAGGGAGCGCCCCUGGGGGGGGAGGAGGAGGAGGGAGCGCACCCCCACCUCGGGCUCGGGUGAUGCAGACGCCCCCCCCCCCUACUACCUGGGGAACUUCCCCAAGCGGGUCGUGGCCGCGGUGCUGCGGAGCCCCCCGCCGAGCUGUUUGAACGAGGAUGACGCCCGCUGGAUCGGCCCGUUCGGGCGGCUCUCGGCUGCUGCUCAGAAACUCUACGUCAGGCUUUUCCAACGGAAGCUGAAUUGGCUGAAGGUGAAAAAACUGGAUUAUGCUGAGGUGUGCCUGGAUCUGAUGCCAGUCAUCGAUGAGCUGGCCCUGGCUGGCCUGGUUCAGACAGAGGCUGAACUACACGAUGUUUCCAACGGCCUGGCCCUGCUGACGGCUUCUGAACUCAAACUGCUGACCAGACACUUCCAUUUGCGUGCCCAGGGUCAGAGGUUGGAGAUGAUUGGGUCAUUGCUGAGCUUGGCCAAGCAGCAGUCGAUCUUCAGCGUGAAUCGUAGUCCUGGGUCUGCCAUUCUGACCAGGAUGAAGGAGAUGGUUGGGCCCUGUGUACGCAUAUCCAUAGCUGCCCGCGCCGUCUUCUCACGAGUGCUGUUGCUCUACUCCCUGACGCAGCCGAUGGACGAGGAGGAUGCGGCCUGCGCCGGUCAGAACCAGUUGUCUACACUACUGAUGGUCAACAUGGGCCGGCUCACCUUCCCACAUUACACCAUCCACAGGGAGGCCAAGAUCUUCCAGAACAGAGAGGACUUGCUCAGGUAUGAAGCAGCCUGUCACACGCUGGCUGAGCUGGGAGCAGCAAUGGCCGCCAAGGAUUGGGAAGUUGCUCUGCAGAUUUAUCAAAGGGCCAAGGAGACGUGGAGUCACCUGGACAACAGCAGUAACCUCUGGUUGUGGCGGCAGCUGCCGGUUUACCUGCGAUGCUUCACCGCCGGCUGGGUCUACACCAUUGUCCGCUGCAGAGGGGUGGAGGUUCUACAGCGGCUGCACAUGUACACGGAGGCGGUGGUGGAGUUGAGGAACCUCCUGGACCAGAGCGACUUCUGCCCAGAGAACCGUGGCCACUGGUGGGACCGGCUGUCACUCAACCUGCAGCAACAUCUGAGACAGCCGGAGCAGGCAGUGGCGUGCGUAAGGACAGCGCUGGCUGAUAUACGGGUGCGUGCGGGACACCGACUGGCACUGCAGCAACGGGCACAACGCAUGCACGACUCCCCGAGCUGCAGGCAGUGGCACCACCUCCUCCAGGACCUGCCCGUCAUACACGUGGAAGAUGUGCCACAUGUGACGAUAAAGGGCAGACCGUGCCCGGGAAUGGGCUCUGCCCGGUUCCUGCUGGAGGAGGAGCCUGGCUCCGCAGUGAUCUGUUCGGUGGAGGUGCUGUGUCUGGCUCACUACCGCCAGCUGGACUUUGAUCAAGGGAUACAUGGGGAAGGGGCCACGUUCCUAACACUAUUCGGACUUCUCUUUUGGGAGAUCAUCUUCCUGCCGGGAAUACCAGAUGUUUUCCGGAAUCCAUUUCAGACCUGUCCUUUGGAUCUGUACACAGACUGUUUCUACCGGAACCGGACAGAGCCCAUUGAAUCGAGGCUCCGGCUCCUGCAAGAAGCUUCCACAGACACUCUCCACGCACUCAUGGCUGACGUGUGGAACACUCACAAAGACACAGCGACUGCUUUGGUGAACUGGGAGAUCUUCCGUUCCAUUCAGCAGGCCCAGAGCCUGGUGAGCUGCCUGGGUGGUCUGUUCCUGAGUGGCGUGUGUAGGAUCCUGGCAGAGGACCCAAGGCAGGGCCGUGGAGGCCUACCCGACCUAGUGGUGUGGAGCAGUGAGAGGCUGCAGUACAAGUUGGUGGAAGUGAAAGGCCCGAGUGACCAGUUGUCGCACAAGCAGAGGGUCUGGCUGCAUCGGCUGCAUAAACUGGGGGCUGCCGUCGAGGUUUGCCAUGUGAGUGUGGUGGGAGCACGCAGCCUGCAGCUCAGUUGAAGCCAGUGCAGGUCUGCAAACUCCUGCCCUCGCCCUCCACCAGCUCCAACUUGCAAUCAAUCAUCUGAACAACAUUUGACAAAUCCUCUAGAGCUGACACGGAGACAAGUACUGAGUCGUACAGUGAGGCCUGGCUAGACGAGGUCACGUGAGGAGAUCAGAGACAUCCUCACGGCUGCAAGGUGACAGAUUGGUGCAGAAUGUCACGGUUACCAAGUCAGUCCUGUGGCACAGUGUGGUCAUGGAGGUGCAUGUAGUACGCACUGAAGUUUUUAAACACUAAAUAAAAAUGAACACCAACAGCU